Messenger RNA from Numida meleagris (helmeted guineafowl), 5035 nucleotides. RefSeq names its product kelch like family member 35 (gene KLHL35). Lineage: Eukaryota; Metazoa; Chordata; Aves; Galliformes; Numididae. Gene Ontology annotation, molecular function: protein binding. The transcript has 7 exons. The record is from RefSeq and is a predicted model, not a curated record. The coding region runs from base 252 to 2012 and encodes 586 amino acids.
UAUUGACAGCUGCAUGGCUAAUGCCCUGUAGCUCUCCGGGCGGAGAAACAAAAGCAGAUUUCUCCCCCACCUCUUCAGCAGAGACCAUAAAGGCGAUGCUUUUGUGCUUUCCUGAGCAUUGCCAGAGACAGGCUGAGCGUGCUUAGUGGAGGGGCUCAUCUCUCUGCAGAACCCUGGCGUGGAUGGGAGAUCUCCACGAGGGAAGCUGUCUUCUUUAGGUCCCACCUGGAGGACUCAAUCUUUGGGCCAGGAUGCAUCGAAUGAUGAAAGAAGAAUCAAGCUACAGGGCAAGUAGCCUGGAAAAUGCAACGCGUGACGCAGGCAAAGAGCAGCUCCAUGUGAAGCUCUGCAGUGGGUCCUGCCAUGCUGAGCAAAUCCUCCAGACACUGAACGCCUACCGGCGCGGCGGCAUCUUCACAGAUGUGGUGCUCUUAAUUGAUGGACAAGAAUUCCCCUGCCACCGUGCUACUUUGUCAGCCAACAGCACUUAUUUCCGGGCGAUGUUUGGUGGCAAUCUCAAGGAAGGCCACCAGAACAUCAUCAACAUCCAGAAGAUUUCUGCUUCUACUAUGUCUCUCCUUCUUGACUACAUGUAUGGGGGGAACAUCGUCAUUCAGGAAGACAAUGUUGAAGGCAUCUUGGAACUGUCUGACUUGCUGCAGAUCUCCAAGCUUAGGGACGCUUGCAUCAGCUUCCUUGAAGGCCAGCUUCACCCCUGCAAUUGUUUGGGCAUCAUGAAGUUUGCCGACUCAUUCUCCAUCACUUCCCUGACAGAAAAAAGCAAGAGGUUCAUGCUGGAGUGUUUUGUGGAGGUGUCGUGCCAUGAAGAGUUCCUAGAGAUGGGUGUGAAGGAACUGGUUGAAUAUUUGUCUGAUGAGCAGCUGGUGGUUCCCAAGGAGGAGGUGGUCUUUGAAGCAGUCAUGCGCUGGGUACGACAUGACAUCCCUGCCCGGAAGGGAGCCUUGAAGGAUCUCCUCGAGCAUGUGCGUCUCCCACUGCUCAACCCCACCUAUUUCCUGGAGAAGGUGGAAAUGGAUGGGCUCAUCCAGGACUCAAAGGAGUGCAUCCCUCUGCUGCACGAAGCCCGCAAGUACUACAUCCUUGGGAAUGAGGUCAGCUCUUUGAGAUCGAGGCCCAGAAGGUUCAUGGAGCUGGCAGAAGUUAUCAUCGUCAUCGGGGGCUGUGAUAAGAAAGGCCUUCUGAAGCUGCCCUUCACCGACCUCUAUCACCCAAAGAGCAGGCAGUGGACGGCCCUCUCCAGUGUGCCUGGCUACACCAAGUCAGAGUUUGCUGCCUGCACACUGAAGAAUGAUGUCUAUAUAUCAGGGGGACACAUCAGCAGCAAUGAUGUUUGGGUGCUGAGCUCCCAGCUGAAUGUCUGGAUCAAGGUUGCUUGUCUGCAGAAAGGCCGAUGGAGGCACAAAAUGGCAACGCUUCAGGGCAAGAUCUACGCUGUGGGAGGCUAUGAUGGUUUUUACCGCCUCUCCAGCGUGGAGUGCUAUGACACCUUCUCCAACAGCUGGUCCACCUUGGCUCCACUGCCCCAAGCCGUGAGCUCAGCGGCCGUGGUCUCCUGCCUGAACAAGCUCUACGUGCUGGGUGGUGCUGUGGAUGACACUGCUAACACCGACAAGGUCCAAUGUUAUGAUCCAGAGGACAACAAGUGGACACUCUUGUCUCCCACUCCAUUCUACCAGAGGUGCAUCAGUGCCGUCUGCUUGGACAACAUCAUUUAUGUUGUAGGUGGGCUCCUCAGUAAAAUCUUCAGCUAUGAUCCAAGGAAAGACAGCUGGCAAGAAGUGGCUGCCCUCCCCGGGCCUCUGGAGAGCUGCGGCCUGACGGUGUGCGGAGGGAAGAUUUACAUCCUGGGUGGCCGAGAUGAGAACGGGGAAGGCACAGACAAAGCGUUCACUUUCGACCCUGUAACGGGGAGUGUGGAGCAGCAGCCCCCGCUGCAGCGCUGUACCAGCUACCAUGGCUGCGUCACCAUCCUGCAGCGCAUGAACAGAUGACCGCAGGGCUUUGACAGCAUCUUUCUCCUACCCAGAGCCUCCCCUUGAGUUAGUGGCCACAUGUGUGGACAGACAGCUUGUCUCUCUGCAGGAAGGACAACACAAGCCACUGAAGAUAUGAUCCCGCCAGGUGCUGAGCAACCUGUGUUUUGUUUUUUCCCAGGCCUGAUGAUGCCAAUGGUUUUGAUGCUGAUCUAGGUGAGAGGAUUAAAGAGUGCUGGGCUGUGCAAAAGCUGCAUUGCAGACCUUGCCACCCUCAGAUUCAAGUAGAAUUGCAUCCCCUGCAACUGCUCAGUUUGAUUUCUUUUAGAUUUCCCUGAAUUAUUGAAUGGUUUGAAUUGGGAGGGACACCUAAAGGCUGUCUGGUCCCACUCUCCUCAGUGAACAGGGACACCCACAGCUCCAUCAGUGCUCAGAGCCCUGUCCUCACUUCCCUUAUUGUAAAAUACUUACUCCUUAUAUGGAUGUAAAUCAUGGUUUUCUGUACUGCUGGUACAAGGGCAUGUAUUUGCUUCUCUCUGACACCCAGGGCUGUUGCAGACACAAAUUACAUCUACAGGAUCCAAUUCUUCAGCUCUCAAAUAUUUCUGCAUUUAGCUCCAUAAUUCCCUGUGUCAAACCGUGCUUGCCCAAAUGGUCAUUGAUGCCCAUGAGCAGUUAGUUCUACUACAGUGGACAGCUGAGUUUGAGAUCUCUUAGCUGAUAUCCCAGGAAAAAUUCUCUGCUAAAUCCCUGAAAGCCUGGUUAAAUAGGAUGCUCUGAGUCCAUUCUGAAUUUACUGUAUGAAGGUCUAUUCCCUGAAAGCACAGUGCUGUCUCUUCUUCAGUGCUUUUUUUCAAGGUUGGGCUGCUGUCUUGCUGAGACUCUGUCACUGAGAAAAAAGUGAAUCAUGAACCAAGAGGUUCUUCUUCAGAGAGCAGAGUUAGGCAAAUUAUAAUGUUUCGGAGUUGCACACAGUGUCCUGAAGUGAUAGUUACAGAACUGCAUCUGGCUCCUUUUGGCUUUGAAGGAUGCUGGCAACUAGGAAAAUAAACUCAAUAUUCAGCAGAUUAGGCAGAGCCCUCCUGGGAUCCUAACAUGCAGCUCGUCUGGGGGCAUGUGUUCAAUAGCACCAACUGUGCUACUCCAGGGCUUUGACCUCAGAUCCAGAAGUGAUCCUGAGCACAUUUGAUUUAGUAGAAUAGCCUUAGACUUAGGUGUGAGUGUCUUAGUCCAUGGCUGGAACUGGUAAUUUCUGAUGGGUCCAUGUAGACAUUCACGUUGUUCAAUUAGGGUCUUAAGUGUUGCCAAAUGUAGUGGGAUCUCUUAAAAAUUCCCAUUACUUGUACAUUCACUCCUCUGCAGCGUGGUGCUGGCUGGAUGCUGUUCUCUCUGCACCUUGCUUUCCUCUCCCCACUGAUGACCUCUUACUGAAGUAGAGGAGAAUACCAUGCUGUUGGCCCAGAUUCUCCUCUUUUCAGAGCCUUCUAAUGACCUUAAGCCUCCUGUGAUUGCCUCCCUCCCCCAUAUGGCUGGAUUUUAUUUGGUGCUCUUUAGCGUCUCUGUCUUUUGUGAGUUCUGAGAUGUUCACCUCUUCUUUGUGAUGUUAUCAGGAUCACCUGAAAAACAUGGCAAGAAGAAGUUCCUGCUGUAGGCCCCAAAUUGGCUGGUAGCUGGGCAUGCUGUUCUCUUCUUGUGCUUUUCCAUUGUUUGAGCAGGGUGUUUCAUUGCACAAAAUGUACCAAACAUUCCUCACAGUCACCUCUGAAAGGCCUCAGGGCUACGGUGGCCAUUUUGUUUAUGAAGGCACUCUAUGCGUUCUUGGCCUCCAAUUCUCCUCAAGGCCCGUGCGCAGUAUGACAUGUCCUUCAAGCAAUACAGAAGUGAUUUAAUGGUGGCACAGGUUACUGGGAGUCAUUAAGUGACAUGUGGAUGUGGUGCUUACGAAGAUGGUUUAGUGGUGGGCUUUCAGUGGUAGGUGGAUGGUUGGACCUUGGGGAUCUGAAGGCCUUUCCAACCUAAAUGACUAUGAUUCCUCUGAGGAGAGAAAACUAAAUCCGUUCUGCCAAAGGGCAAUUUAAUUUGCAAUCAAAUUGCAUCCACAGUUAGGUUUAUAAUGCAAAUAAGAAUUCUUCAGAAGAAACUGUCACCUUUCAUUGAUAUAAUUAACAUGAAAGAAAGCACGAACGUAUCAACCCACGUUGUUGAUAGACUUCAGGGACAGAGAGACUUUUAUUCUCCUAUAGCCUGAUGUUCUGAGGACCACAAAUCGCAGUCCAUCUCCCCAUAAAAAUAAAAAAGCUCUCUUACUGUUCCCUGCACCUUCAGCAAUUCAACAUUCUGGAUGUCUCCACCUGAACCCCAUGACAUGUCUGGUUGAAGAGGUUCUUAGUUCUCCGAAGGACUGGCCAUGCUUGGGAAACCACCACGGGUGUUUCAAGAAAAAGAGAGAACACAAGCAUUGAGUGUAACAGCUUUUAUGUUCUGUAGCUCUGUUUGGGGGGACUUAAUGCAGUGUCAUAAACAUUUGUUUUUUUCCUAGUCUUUGGGGCUUUUUUUUAAAGCAUCUGACAUGAGAGCUAUGCUGAAGAGGAUUCAGCAUGUGGCGUCGUGGUUGGUUUGGUUGUGGAUGUUAUUUUUGUUUGUUUGUUUUUUCUUAUAUGGAAAUGUUCAGAAAUUUGUGAUUUACUUCCAGUAAAGUCAAGUGAGGAAAACCUUAACACUGCUGCAACACAGAACUGUUCUUCUUGCAACUUCUCUUUCUACAGUCUUUCCUGAUCUCCCUACUUCUUCCAGGAGUCUCUUGCUGUACUUCACCCCUUAGUCCUGUAGAAAUAAGCUCUCUCAGAAGAGCAGAUGUUCUGGUCAGUUUUCCCAUGUGCUUUUGAUGUGUGUGGUGUGUUGCAGUAGGUGUAACACGAUGGUGUAAGCUUUGGUGUAGGUACUAAUCUGUUUCCCUUGUUGUUGGUCAUGAUAUUCACUGUACCACUGAAAUGUGUUUGUAUUUUGUAAGGGCUGUGAGCUGUCAGCAUGCAGGGGAGGGA